Messenger RNA from Parathielavia appendiculata, 1203 nucleotides. RefSeq lists its product as uncharacterized. The coding region runs from base 1 to 1203 and encodes 400 amino acids. The record is from RefSeq and is a predicted model, not a curated record. The transcript is spliced from 4 exons. NCBI's taxonomy places the organism in Eukaryota, Fungi, Ascomycota, Sordariomycetes, Sordariales, Chaetomiaceae.
AUGGCUAUUACACGUACCCCCGUGGGCCAUGAUGAGGACGGCGACCAGCACGGUCAGUCCCAGUCCCACCCUCCUCACGCACAGCAUCAACACUCGCUCUCUGAUGCCUCGACUGCGACCGUUGAUAUUGAGGCCUGGACCGUCGCCGCCCUCGAAUCGUUGAGAAUUUCGCCCAUUGCGCGGGGCACCGGCAGUGCCCUGGCCAUUCCCCUCGACAGCGACUGCAGUCCCGCGCCCGAGUUCGAGCGCGAUGGCCCCGAAGGGAUGAAGCUGCGCGGUGUCGCAUUCGAAGGCGGCCACACCGACGCUUUCGGCGCAGGCAUUACACCGCCGCGCCGUCCCCCCUCACGACGCGACAGCAUGCGCCGGCGCGAGGCCCUGCUCAAGGGCAAGGAGGGCAGUCGGCAGCGCCGGCGCUGGGAGAACGACCGCCUCCUCCACGUCCCCAACGUCAUGCCCCCGCUUCCGUCAGACUGGCAGAUCCAACCCACCCACCGCGUCCUGCCCCCCGUGCCCUACCAAUUAGCCCAGUACUGGGAUAAAGGCUUGCGUGAGCAGUACAUCCUCAACCAGAGCCGCCGGCACCAUCACCAACACCACCGUCAUCAUCCCAACCACCAGCCCCAGGAAUCAGCCGGGUCCAUGCCUCUUGGUGCCGAGGGCGUCGGCCACGUCCCGCGCGACCUGCGCGCUACGGCCAAGCGCACGCCUGCCGUUAAGGCGUGGCUGCGGGUUCUCGAGGAGCCCGUGCGGGAAUGGGUUAUUGAGCGCGGCUUGGCCGUCGUUGCUGCUACUGCUGCUCCUGCUGGCGCGGAUAAGGCCGGGGAGGGUGGUGAUGGUGGUGAGGGCGAGAUUGAUGAUGAGACGGACUCGGAUGACGAGGAGAUUGUGUUUGUGGGACGGAACGGGCGGAUGAUGGACGGCAAGCCUUGGAAGAAGGCGCAGCGGGUGGUGUCUGGUGGGGAGGUGAUGGACAGGGGGCUGGUGUUGGAGAUGGAGGAGGGGGGUGGAGGGGCGUUGAAACGCUGGCUCACUCAUUCCAUCUCGGACUACUACGGCCUCGAAUCCAAAUCCGCCAUGGUCGGCAAUCCGGCGCGAUGCGUCGUCUUUGUAGGGGUCAAGCAGAAGCAGAAGCAGCCGGGCCCGCGGCAUAAGCCCCCCUGCCGGCCUGUGCUGCCGCCACCGUUGUGGGAGAUGUUCUAA